Messenger RNA from Cotesia glomerata, 1681 nucleotides. RefSeq names its product TELO2-interacting protein 2-like. Lineage: Eukaryota; Metazoa; Arthropoda; Insecta; Hymenoptera; Braconidae. Gene Ontology annotation, cellular component: cytosol; nucleoplasm; centrosome. The coding region runs from base 188 to 1501 and encodes 437 amino acids. The record is from RefSeq and is a predicted model, not a curated record. The transcript has 5 exons.
AUUUCUCCGCUCUCUAACCUCUCAAAAUUACACUAAAAUAAAACGCACUAGCUUCCAUUGCUCAGAUUAAUAUUUAAACAAAGUAAAUUAAAAAACCUACUAAAAUAAAUAAGAAAUAAUGCGGCCUGGUGUCUUGUUUAAUAAAAACUAAAAAAUCGAGUCGUUAAUUUAAUUAAAAGCUUGAAAAAUGGAUAACUUGCUGAAAAAUAUCGAAAGUAUGGAAAUAACAAAUACGCAAGAGUUGAUAAUAAAUAAAAUUAUAAUAAAUAUUGAAAAUUUAAUUAACAAUUGUUUGGUACCGCAAAAAUUGGUAGGGAAUGAUAGACCUUGUGAUAAAAAUGAUUUUAACGAUUAUUCCCACACAAUUGACGGGAAUUUAAUAGAUUUACUCGCGGAAUUAAACAACCUUAAGAGUUACAAUGUAGAUUCGCGAUCUUUGUCAAUUGAAGACGUUGAUGUGAGGGAAAUUUUGCUUAAAUCGGUAAUUAUAGUCGGGGAAAAUAGCGAGAAAAAUCCUUGGAAUAAUUCCAGUACUCUAGAAUUAGCAAAUAAGCUUUUGAUAGAAUUGUGCUGGUUUUUUGGCGUUGAAAAAUUUUCCGACGUUUUUGCGAACAAUGAUCAAGACAAUAGACUCCGGGACAUUAUGUUGCUGCUCAGAGGAAAGCUCCUCAAGAGUACCUGGAAGACUUUUCCAGGAAGUGUUUGCUGUUACAAAUGGCUGCUGCAUCAAGUAGAGAUGCCUGGGCUGCUGAAAUAUUUGACGGAAGUUUUGCCGACUGCAUUGAUUAUUUACGAUGAUUACGUUCCGGAAAAUCGGAUCGUUGGAUUGAUUUGCAUUAGGAAAAUUUUAGAGCACUCUUCUUUGCAAAAUGAAUUUUUGAAAAGUGGGUACGCUGAUGUUCUAUAUGAUGCGCUGGAGAAACUUACCCAUGAACGAGAAGUGAAGUAUAUUCUUCCGUUGUAUAAUUGUAUUACUCUGGUUUUGAUUAAUAUGGAGGCUAAUAAUACGCGCAAUCCUUACGAGUGGACGAAACGAGAUGACAUUUUAGCAACCUUAUUAAACAACAUGGAACUAGAAAACAAUUUAGAACUUCGUCAUGCAUAUAUAACAAGCUUACCCCAACUACUAACAAAUAUUGGAUGUGCCAAAUGGUGCGAGCGCCUAAUUAGAAUACUUUCUGAAUAUUGCGGCCAUCAUACCGAUCUAAAAACCCUGAAGGCAACUCUGCAGUUCGCAGAAAUAGUGCUAUCGAUGUUCCACGUGCGGAUUCCAGCGCAUUGUUUGGUCUUAUAUACUGCGUUCUUAAAGCUGCAUUACGAUCUGACAGAGACGCCGAUUUUCGAUGAAGAAAUAAUUAGAAGCUUAGAAAGGUGUAUUUACUUAUUGUACAAAGUAACUCCUAAUAUAGGCUCUGCAAUUAUCAGAGACGAUCGUAUGAGAAUAAUUAUUAAAAAUAGUAUUCAUACUAGUUGUUUCAGUGAUACUAAAUACUGCAAUUAGCCUAGAUUUAUUAAAUAUUUGAUGGAUAUUAAUUACUUAUAUUGCUAUAUUAAUUGACAUCACAACAUAAUAUUUAUACAAAUAAUGAUAGUAUUAUAGACAUAUUUAUUUAAUCAAAUGUGAUUUACAGUGUAAUGCCAUAUUUAUUAUUAAAAUUUAUUAAACUUAUUAUUAAAAAUC